GUGACCGUGGAACACAUGGCUGGAACGCACAGGAGAGGACUCGGCACUUCCGGGAGUGCGCUGCGCAGGCGCAGACUGGGGACACUUCAGCUGCUGUGGUUCCUUGUUGAGGAGAGAGAGCGUUGCUCGGUGGCCGGGCGCAUGGAGUCGGAUCCUGGAGAGGAUGAUCUUAGCGCCAAGGGCUGGGACUCCGGAAGGAUGACCAGCGAAACCCUUGCAUUACCUGGAAACGUAGAAGAUGAGUUGAUUAAAUCCCAGAAUCUUACAGGCUUCCUCGAUGUGGACAAGGAUUUGGAUUCCAAGCAGGAGCUGAUCGACGACAAAGAAUUUGACAUUCCCCAAGUGGACACUCCUCCAACACUGGAGAGCAUCCUCAACGAGACGGAUGAUGAGGAUGAACCUUUCAUACCUGAGGAUCCGGCUCUUCUGAACGUAGAGACCAUAGACACCCACUCCUGCGACACCUCGUCACUGGCCAGCUCAGACAGUGGUGACCGGGCACACAAAAGGAAGAAGAGGCUACCGGACGCCUUCUCCCGUCAUGGGUCUGUGAUGCGCCACAGUCUGCUGAAAGGGAUUUCUGCUCAGAUAGUGUCAGCUGCCGAUAAAGUGGAUGCUGGUUUGCCCACGGCAAUUGCGGUCUCCAAUCUGAUUGCAGUGGGCACGUCCCAUGGUCUGGCUUUGAUAUUUGACACUAACCAAGCCCUGCGGCUCUGUCUGGGCAGCACCGCGGUGGGCGCGCAGUAUGGGGCCGUUUCAGCUUUGAGCAUUAACAAUGACUGCUCCAGGCUACUCUGCGGUUUUGCCAAAGGGCAGAUUACAAUGUGGGACCUGGCCAGUGGGAAACUUUUGAGAACUAUAACGGAUGCCCACCCCCCCGGAACGGCUAUUUUGCAUAUAAAGUUUACAGACGAUCCAACGCUUGCCGUCUGCAAUGAUAGUGGCGGAUCCGUGUUUGAGCUGACGUUCAAACGAGUGAUGGGAGUUAGGACCUGUGAAUCCAGGUGCCUGUUCAGCGGAUCCAAGGGGGAGGUUUGUUGUAUUGAGCCCCUUCGCACAAAGGCCGAGAUGCGGGACCAUCCGAUUACGCAGUAUUCGCUGCUGGCCAUGGCGUCUCUAACUAAGAUACUCAUUAUUGGGUUAAAGCCCUCUCUGAAAGUUUGGAUGACUUUUCCGUAUGGCCGGAUGGACCCCUCCAGCGUGCCACUUCUGGCCUGGCACUUUGUCAUCCUGCAGGGAGCCCUGAACCCCAUGCUGGCGUUUUGCAGAGGGGACGUGGUGCAUUUCCUCUUGGUGAAGAGAGAUGAAUCUGGAGCAAUCCACAUAAACAAGCAGAAGCAGCUCCACUUGCACUAUGAUCUCAUCAACUUCACGUGGAUCAAUGCUCGCACAGUGGCACUCCUGGACAGCGCAGAGAAGCUCCAUGUGAUUGACCGUCAGACUCAGGAGAGGCUGGAGACUCUGGAGAUAUCGGAUUUCCAGUUGGUGUACAAUAGCAGCCACUUCAAGUCUCUGGCCACUGGGGGCAACGUCAGCCAGGCUCUGGCUCUGGUUGGAGAGAAAGCUUGUUACCAGUCCAUCAGCAAUUAUGGAGGCCAGAUCUUCUAUCUGGGAACAAAGUCGGUGCACGUUAUGAUGAUCAGGACCUGGCGCGAGAGAGUCGAUCAUCUGCUGAAGCAAGACUGUUACAACGAGGCCCUGGCGCUGGCGUGGUCGUUCCAUGAAGGCAGAGCGAAAGCCGUCGUGGGUCUGUCGGGGGACCCAAAGAAGAGGAAGAGUGUGGUGGCUGAUAAGAUAGUUGAGAUAUUGCUGCAGUACAUUGACAAAGCCCUGCGGAAGUGCCCUGAGCAGGGCAAGAUCCAGGUCAUGGAGCAACAUUUCCAGGACACGGUGCCUGUCAUGGUUGAGUAUUGCCUGCUUCUGCAACGCACGGACAUCCUCUUCAGCCAGAUGUAUGACAAGCUGAGUGAGAACUGUGUGGCUAAGGGAGUCUUCUUGGAGUGCCUGGAGCCCUAUCUUCUGCGGGACAAGCUGCCUGGUCUCACCACUCACGUCAUGAAGGAUUUGCUCCUCCACUUCCAGGAUCGCGGCCUGAUGGAGAGUGUGGAGGCCUGUAUAGUGCACAUGGACAUCACCAGCCUGGACAUACAGCAGAUUGUCCAAAUGUGCUGGGAGCACAGGCUGUACGAUGCAAUGAUUUAUGUGUACAACAGUGGUACCAACGAUUUUAUCAGCCCCAUGGAGAAAUUGUUCAAAUCCAUUUCUGCACCGAUCAGCUCCGGCAAAUCCCUGACAGAUGAACAAGUUGUGAUGGGAAACAAGCUCCUCGUUUAUAUAAGCUCCAGUUUGGCUGGGCGGGCGUAUCCUUUGGGAGACAUCCCGGAAGACUUAGUUCCACAGGUGAAAAACCAGGUCUUUGAGUUCCUCAUACACUUGCACUCGCCAGAGGCCCCCCAUGAUGAGGAGGUGUACCCCUAUAUCCGCACCUUGCUGCAUUUUGACACACGAGAGUUCCUUAAUGUUUUGGCAUUGACAUUUGAGGACUUUACAAAUGAUAAACAAGCAGUGGAGCACCAGCAGCGGAUCGUGGACAUCUUACUGAAGGUUAUGGUUGAGAACUCUGACUUCACGCCUUCCCAGGUGGGAUGUCUCUUCACAUUCCUGGCGCGUCAGCUGGCGAAACCAGAUAAUACGCUCUUCGUCAACAGAGUGCUUUUUGACCAGGUUCUGGAGUUCUUAUGUAGCCCAGAUGACGAUUCCCGACACUCGGAGAGACAGCAGGUUCUUCUAGAACUGCUCCAGGCCGGAGGAAUUGUCCAGUUUGAGGAGAACAGACUGAUCCACCUAGCGGAGCGAGCCCAAUUCUACCAGAUCUGCGAAUUCAUGUAUGAGCGGAAACACCUGUAUGACAAGAUAAUAGACUGUUAUUUGCUGGAUCCCAUCAGAAAGCAAGAUGUCUUUAACUACAUACACAACAUCUUGUCAAUGCCUGGGUACAGUCCUGAGGAGAAGCAGGCAGCAUGGGACAAAGCCAUGAAACAUAUGGAGGAGCUGGUGACGUUGAGUCCAAGCAAAGCCGCCGACCUGGUUUGCACACACUUUAAUGAACAGCUGGACGAAGUCAUUGCCAAGCUUCAGAAUAAAUUGAUGCUUUUCCAGUUUCUUAGAAGUCUCCUAGACCCAAGGGAUGGAGCUCAGCUCAGCCCAGAACUGCUGCAGAAUCAGCCCCACGUAACGGAGCUCUUCAUAGACCUUAUGUGUCAGUACGAUCCUGGCCACGUGACUGCAAUGCUGCAGAUCCUGGAACAUUACCGACUGGAAGAGACUAUUCAGAUUGCACAAAAGCACAAAAACCAUGAAACCUUGGCCUAUCUCUUGGAGAAGAAGGGGGAUAUCCAGGCUGCUUUCCAAGUCAUGCUCACGAGGCUGCAGGACAGACUCUCGGCACUGACGGCAGACUCUGUUGAUGCAGCAGCUGCGAAAGAACCGACCAACUUAACACAUAUCAGGGAAACUCUAUCGGAGACCAUCUCCUUGUGUGAGAGGACGUCACACACUCUCACCCUGCAGCAGCGAGAGGCGCUGUGGUUUCCUCUGCUGGAAGCAAUGAUGUCCCCACAGAAGCUCCUAAAUUCCUCCUCAACCCAGUUAUAUUCUGAGCCAUUGAAGAGUCUGACAAUGGAGGUACUUAAUAGCAUGGCGGCAUAUAUCUCCCUUCCGUCCAUACUGCAGAGGAUCCUGCAGGAUCCUGUAUACGGGAGAGGGAAGUUAGGAGAAAUCCAAGGCUUGGUGUUAGGCAUGCUGGAUACCUUUAACUAUGAGCAGACACUACUGGAAACCACUACAAACCUGCUGAACCAGGACCUGCACUGGUCUCUGCGAAACCUCAAGGCUUCCAUUACCAAAGCUCUCGUCCCAAAGCAGGACUACUGCUGUGUGUGCUUGCAGCAGUACAAGAAGAGGCAGGAGGCGUCUGACGACAUCAUAGUGUUCAGCUGUGGACAUCUGUACCACUCCGUCUGUCUUGUGGGAAAGGACUGCAAGGUGGAAGCGGGGGGACAAAGUAACUGGACUUGUUACCGCUGUAACUCACGCGGAAAAGGGCGGACCGGCCGCCAGUCAGUGGCUGACGCAAAGCGUGGAAGGGCUGCAUCUUUGGUGCAGGUGAGAGCUGCGUCUGCCAAUCCGCCCGGGGAGGAGGCUGCCAAAAAGCCAAGCUCCGAUUCUGUCCUUGAUCCGCACCAGCUGCAGGCAUUCAUGGAGCUCUGCCGUCAUUACAAAGCAACCUCCCGGCUGGCUCUACUGACGGAGCUGUGCCGCUCUCAGAGCCCCGAGAAACCAUCCGCCUACCACUCUCCGUAUGGGGGGGUCGCCUCCAGCAGCGUAUUCCAGAAUGAGAACUUCCAGCUGCACCUGGCGCCACCGCCUAUCAUUGAUGACUGAGACACAGUAUACAACAUAUAGACUCAUCUACUCCAGCACAAUGGUUAACGGCCGUCCAUAUAAGAGCAACAGGUCUUAUGAACUGUUAACGUCACAGAUAGAUGUUCAUUGUGCUCUGGAAAAUCGUUCUAUAGGGAAGCCAUGUGUAUGUAUAUAUAUAUAUUGUCAGACUGUACAAACACUAAUACACACUUUUCUCAUACGUGUUACCUUUA
This is a messenger RNA of Pseudophryne corroboree (corroboree frog), 4658 nucleotides long. It is a transcript of the gene VPS8, whose product is annotated as VPS8 subunit of CORVET complex. The coding region runs from base 16 to 4443 and encodes 1475 amino acids. Gene Ontology annotation, molecular function: protein binding. The transcript has 47 exons. The record is from RefSeq and is a predicted model, not a curated record. Gene Ontology annotation, cellular component: CORVET complex; early endosome; HOPS complex. NCBI's taxonomy places the organism in Eukaryota, Metazoa, Chordata, Amphibia, Anura, Myobatrachidae. Gene Ontology annotation, biological process: endosomal vesicle fusion; intracellular protein transport; protein targeting to vacuole.